CUUUGAGCCACGCUGUUUCAUCUGGUGCUAUCAGGGCUGAUAAGAGCCUCUUGUCUUUCUGGGUCUGCUGCAGCUGCUGUGUGCCUACAGAACAAAUUGAACAGGACUCUGAGCAGUCGCCUGAUGUUGUGCGCAUGCUACAUGUUAACCUGAGGAACAGUGAGUUUCUCAGCUUAUUCUCAGAAACAGGCAGGUUGAGUGUUACACGACCACAGGAAGUUUCUCAAUGCUGCACCACUUACUGGUUCUGGGUAGAUGUCUGUAUGUUGUACCUUACAGUUGCAGAGAUACUGAUAUAGGCUGUGAUGGCAUGUCUGGGCGGUGCUUUGUAAACCAGAACAAAGAUUUCUGUGAAUUCUAAACUUCUGUGUAAUGGUUUUAUCAUCAUGAUAUCCAAAUGGAUGUCAGUGAUUGUCAUGCUGGUGACAUUUGUGAACGGAGCAAGAAAUGAGGAUGGCAUACAGCCCUGUGCAAAGGUCCACACAUCCAGCUCAGUGGUACCUUUGGGAUCCCCUGUGACAGCUACUUGUGUCAUCAGAGAGGACUGCCCUCUGGUCACUGGACAAGCUGUUCACAUAGAGUGGCGCCUUGAUGAUAGGCUUAUUCCCAGCAGUCCAGAAGCCAGUGAGAGCAGCAGGGUUUCCAGAGCUGUUAUAUCAAGCUUCAAUCACACCCGAGCAAUCCUCACCUGCUGUAUCCAAGCCUCUCCUCCUCAAGUAGUCGCAGGCGUGGAGAUCCGAGCUGGAUAUCCACCAGAAGCACCACAAAACCUCACCUGUCAGACAAACCUCACCAACCCCAACACAAUCACCUGUAGCUGGGACCCUGGGCAGAGGGAAACCCACCUGCCCACACAGUAUUCCCUCCAUACUGAAAUAUGGGCUGAAAAUGAAAACUAUUCUUAUGAACUGCCACAAGGAGUCCAUCACUAUACGAUCCCUCGUUUUGAAUUUGUGUUGUUUUAUGACAUGAAGAUAUAUGUGAAAGCUGUGAAUGAACUUGGAGAGGCAACCUCAGCACCACUUGUUUUAGAACCUGUUAGUUCGGCUAAGUUUGACCCACCCAGUAUUCAAGUGAUUUCUAAAAGGUAUGGCUGCCUGAAGCUGAACUGGAAUUUGUCCCCAGACCAGGCCUGGCUCCAGGCUUGCGGGUUAUUAAACCUGGAAUACCGAUUUAAGUCUGUUGACAGCACACAGUGGAAUGACCCAGUCUUGGUUCAAAAUGCUAAAACACCUGUGGACAUGUGUCACCUGCUGCAUUGGACUCGGUAUUUUACACAGAUUAGAGUCAGAUACCAGCAGAGCCCCUGGAGUGAAUGGAGCAGCAGCCAGUCUGGUGUCACCUUGGAGAGUGCUCCCACUGGACGCCUAGAUUCGUGGAUGGAGAUAUCUGAGGAUCCCCUGCUAAAAGAACUCAACAUAAGCUUGUUUUGGAAGCCAUCAAAAAGAUUUCGUGCCAAUGGCCAAAAUGUGUCAUAUAUCAUCUUGGUGCAAAAGAGAGUGGUGUGCUCUACAAGGGAGAACUACUGUACUUUCAGUCUUUCUAGGAGCAUUAAGAAAGUGUAUCUAAAGGCUGUAAAUGCAGCAGGGAAAUCUUCUCCCACUGUAGUACAGAUUUACAAACAUAAAGCUCAUCCUGUAGUAUUAGAUGCCACAGCAGUCCCACAUGCAAACAAUUCAUUUCUUGUUCAGUGGAGAAGCAUGGAUUCCUCAGGACUCAGCGAUUAUGUGGUGAAAUGGAGACCUUUGUUAAAAUCAGGCCUCUCCCACAUCCAGUUUGACAUUGCUGGCCAAAACCAGUCCAGCAUUGUUAUAACAGGCAGCUUUGAGCCCUACAAGCCCUACGGGAUCUCUGUAUAUCCAAGGUUUACGGAUGGGAUAGGCCCUCCUAAGACAUUUAAUGCCUACUUGAGAGAAAAGGCCCCAUCCAUGGUUCCAAAAUUACAUAUUCAAAAGACCUGGAAUUCAGAUAUUAAGAUUACCUGGGAUGAAAUACCAUUAGACCAACGAAAUGGAAAGAUCCAAGACUACACAGUCUUCUACUGGAAUCCGAAGGGACCCGUUAACGUUGUGAACGUAGAUACAGAAAAAAGAAGUGUGAUCCUUAAAGACCCCAGUGUGCAUGGAGCUGUCUUGAUGGUUAGCACACUUGGUGGGAGCUUGAAUGGGUCAGCAGUUCAUUUUGAAUUUCAGCCCUUUGAUGAAGUCGCUAGUGCGAUGAUUGUAAUCGGAUCAGUUUUUGGACUUUCAUUGCUGAUUAUUUUCAUAGUCCUGACUUGUUUCUCCAAACAUGAGAGGUUUAAGGGGAUUUUUUGGCCAGUUGUUCCAGACCCAGCUAACAGCUUUGUCCUAAGAUUGACAUCAGAAUCAACACAGUAUACCCAUCCUUCAUGUGACAGCGAGGAUCCGAUAUAUUUGUCCCACCUCAGCUUUCCGGACAUCCCCAUGAAACUAAGCAAAGAGGAGGAUGAUCUUUGGAUAAACAGUUCAGAAGAGACCAGUGACCUUGGAGAGUCUAUUUGUGGUUCGCCGUUCACCACCGAAUACUCUGGCUCAAACAGUGACUCUGUUCCUUAUGCUACUGUGGUGUUCUCUGGUUUUUGUAACAGCCCACCGCCCAAAGAGCCUCAUGUCUACCUGCGUUCUGAAUCUACACAGCCCCUCUUAGAGGCAGAGGAACCUUUCACUCCGAAGUGUUACCAGAAUCUAGCACUAGGUGGAAUGACAGAGGAGCAGCAUUUUUUUGGGCCAAGCCAUGAUUGUGUACCUGAAGAAGUGGCAGACCCAGAGAGUCUUUGGGAUGACUUUCCUUUUCUACGAGCAUUAGCCAUGAAUGAUACUGAAAAUGACUAAAGCGCCAUUGGCAAUUACAAGUAGAACUGCUUUGUUGGAGGCUUACAUAGAUCUAAGUAUGAGCAUGAAUUUAAUGUGGUAAUGUACACAGCUGUAAAUAACAUGGCUACUAGCUAGAUUUUUUUUAAGCUGAUAGAAAUCAUGUUGAUAUUUACUGAUUAUCAUUGCAAGGUUUUUGUAUACUUUGUAAAACUUCUGCAGAAAAUGAAGUUUCUUUUUGUUUUUUGUUUUUUACUUUAAACUAUAUUGUUGAGAUUAUAUUUUUGUGG
Molecule: messenger RNA, 3121 nt
Organism: Pelmatolapia mariae (spotted tilapia)
Lineage: Eukaryota; Metazoa; Chordata; Actinopteri; Cichliformes; Cichlidae
Gene: csf3r
Product: colony stimulating factor 3 receptor
Exons: 18
Coding region: 387-2852 (821 amino acids)
Biological process (GO): cytokine-mediated signaling pathway
Cellular component (GO): external side of plasma membrane; signaling receptor complex
Molecular function (GO): cytokine receptor activity; cytokine binding
Source: RefSeq, a predicted model, not a curated record